Molecule: messenger RNA, 849 nt
Organism: Brassica oleracea var. oleracea
Lineage: Eukaryota; Viridiplantae; Streptophyta; Magnoliopsida; Brassicales; Brassicaceae
Product: probable disease resistance RPP8-like protein 4
Exons: 1
Coding region: 1-849 (282 amino acids)
Biological process (GO): defense response to other organism
Source: RefSeq, a predicted model, not a curated record
AUGGUUAUUGCAGUAAAAGAUGAUUUGAGAUGCAGAUGGAAGUAUUGUCAAAUGCAUGACAUGAUGAGAGAAGUAUGCUUAUAUAAAGCCAAAGAAGAGAACUUUCUUCAGUUUAUCAAAGUCCCUACUACUUCCACCUCCACCAUCAAUGCUCAUACUCCUACCAGAUCUCGCAGACUCGCAGUAUAUGGUGGUGGUAAUGCACUUGAUAUCAUGGGACGUAUAAACAAUCAAAACGCUAGAUCUGUUUUGGGGUUUGAACUCGACAUCAACUUUUUGAAUCAGUCCGCUCAAGGAUUCCGAAAUUUACUGUUACUUAGGGUCUUAGAUCUGAGUUUACUAUCACCUGGUUGUGGCUACAGUAGAGGAGGGAGAAUACCUUCCAGCAUUGGAAAGCUCAUUCAUUUGAGAUAUUUGAGCUUAGACAUGGGUUGGGCGACUCAUGUACCUUCUUCUUUACGGAAUCUAAAGCUUCUAAUCUAUUUGAGUAUUUUCUCCUUCGAAAGUUUUCAUCUGCCAAGUAUCAUCUUUAAAGAGAUGGUAGAGUUGAGGUUCCUGCAGCUUCCCUUUCGUAUCAAAGCUAAAACAAAGUUGGAAUUGGGUAAUCUAGUGAACCUGGAGUGCUUGAGGUGGUUCCAAUCAGAAUACGGUAGCAUCACAGACUUCCUCCGAAUGAAGAGGCUCAGGAGUCUCCAGGUAGUUCUCAAAGGCAGGUAUACUUCUUUAAAGGAACUGGUUAUCACACAUAAGAACAAGGAGUGGAAGACUAAACUCGUACCAGGUGGGGAAAGUUACCACAAAGUCCAACACAUUCCUAGUGUUCAAUUACACUAUGAAGGCCACGAAUAA